This is a messenger RNA of Carcharodon carcharias (great white shark), 3986 nucleotides long. RefSeq names its product nuclear factor 7, brain-like. Lineage: Eukaryota; Metazoa; Chordata; Chondrichthyes; Lamniformes; Lamnidae. Gene Ontology annotation, molecular function: protein binding; zinc ion binding. The coding region runs from base 61 to 2904 and encodes 947 amino acids. The transcript has 12 exons. The record is from RefSeq and is a predicted model, not a curated record.
CCGGAAAGCCUAGCAAAAGUAAAAGUAAGAAAAAAAGUGAGCUUAGAAGCUGGCGGUGAAAUGGCGUCGGAAAAACAAUUCGAAAAGAUAAAGAAUGAAGCGACCUGUUCAAUUUGUUUGGAUUUUUACGAAGAUCCGGUGAUCCUCGACUGUGGACACAACUUCUGCCGAGCCUGCAUUUUACAGUGUUGGGAUCGGGAACCGGGACAAGGGAAGGUCACUUGCCCCGAGUGUCGGACUGAGUUCCUCCAGAGGAACGUCAGGCCCAACCGCUGUGUGUCCAACAUUGUGGAGAGCGUCAGGAAAUUGAGCCAGGAGCAGCGAGAGGCGGAGGCGGCUUUCCACUGCCGUGAACACGACGAGAAGCUGAAGCUGUUCUGCAGCAGCGACCAGAGAGCGAUCUGUGUGGUGUGUGCCAUGUCCCGAGAUCACAGGGACCAUGCAAUCAGCCCUAUAAAAGAAGCUGCUGAACUCUGCAAGGAGAAGCUGCAAAAUGUGCUGGAUUUCCUUCAGAAACAAAUUCAAGAAAUUUCUGAAUGCCAAAAUGAAGAAGAAGGACAUUUAAUCAAAUUGAAGAGCCAAGGAGAUAAACUGCGACAGAGGAUUGCGUCUGAAUUUGAUAAAUUACACAAGUUUCUACACGACGAGGAACAAGCUCUGAAAAAGAAAUUGGAGGAAAAGGAAAGGGCGCUGAUUCAGCAAAUAGAAGAAAACCUGGAGGACAUUUCAGAACAAAGAGACUCCAUUAACCAAACUAUCGUAGAUAUACAGAAGAAACUAAAACUACAGGAGAUGGAGUUACUGCAGGAUGACAAGUCGAUUAGUGACAGGUCCAGUGUCAAAUUUAAAAAACCCAAACCAUGCUGUUCUGAUCUCAGACUUGUGGAGUUCACGGUGCCUCUGGAGUACACAACUUGGAAACAAAUGUUGAAGCUCGUCAAGCCAGUUCCAGCUCCAGCUCCUGCUUCCCUGAUCCUAGAUGCAAAAACAGCAAAUCCCUGGCUCUUCCUAUCUGACGACUGCAGGACAGUUACAGUUGCUGACAGGAAGCGCCUGGUCGCAGACAACCCGGAAAGGUUCAGCAACUGGCGCUGCAUCUUAGGGUCUGAGGGAUUCACAUCGGGGAUACACUACUGGGAUGUGUAUGUGGGUGACAUGACAGGUUGGGGAGUUGGCGUUGCAAGUGAGUCUGUGCCGCGGAAGGAACUUUAUGCAUUGAACCCUAAGGCUGGAGUCUGGGCUGUGGAGCUGUGGAGUGGGAUAUACAAAGCUCACACCUUACCUUCAGUUUCUCUUAACCUGAAAGUGAGACCCCAGACACUCCUAGUUUGCUUGGAUUAUGAAGGAGGCCAAGUAUCAAUAUGUAACGCUGAUGACAUGUCUGAUCUGUGCACUUUCACUGACACAUUCACUGAGAAAAUAUAUCCUUUCUUCAGCAUUUACUGUACAGGGGAGUCCCUAAAACUGCUUCCCUCACGGGGAUCUAAUCCUGUGGAAAUGGCGUCGUUAAAAGUCUUAGAAAAUAUGAAAGACGAAGCGGUCUGUUCAAUUUGUUUGGACUUCUACAAUGAUCCGGUGACCAUAGACUGUGGCCACAACUUCUGCCGAGACUGCAUUUUAAACUACUGGAAACCGGCUCGAAGGAAGGUGACCUGCCCGCAGUGCCGGACCGAGUUUAGCCAGAGGAAUGUCAGGCCUAACCAUUUUGUGUCCAACAUUGUGGAGAACGUCCGGAAGCUGGAGCUGGAUGUUAGAGAGGCCGGGGCGGAUUUGCACUGCGUUGAGCACGACGAGAAGCUGAAACUCUUCUGCAAAGAUGACCAGAGAGCGAUCUGUGUGGUGUGCGCCACGUCCCAAGAUCACAAGGGCCAUGCAAUCAGCCCUGUAAAGGAAGCUGCCGAUCUUUACAAGGAAAUGCUGCAAAAAACAGUGGAUUCGCUUCAGAAGCAAAUGAAAGAGAUUUGCCAAAGUCAGAAGGAAGAAGAGGCGGAUUUAAAGACGCUGAAGCAACAAAGUGAGAGCCUACGGAAAAACAUUGAAUCCAAAUUCAACCAAUUGCACCAAUUUCUGCAUCAGGAGGAAGCGAGCCUGAAAGCAAAAAUAGAGCAAAAAGAGAAGACGAUAUUGCAAAAAAUAAAAGAAAACCUGGACAAAAUCGCUGAAGGACGUGCUGCUGUCGAACGAACGAUGACGGAAAUGCAGAGGCGAUUGACUCUACAAGAGGCAGAAUUCCUGCAGGGAAUCAAACCUAUUCUUGACAGGUCUAUAGUGCCAUUUCAGAAGCCGGCGAGAGUGUUUACUGAUCUUGACCUUGGCGAAUUUAAUGGCCCUUUGCAGUACGCAGCUUGGAAGCGGAUGUUGAAGCUGAUUGAUCCAGUUCCAGCUGCUCUGAAUCUGGACCCGGAUACGGCGCACCCCAAACUCAUCCUUUCUGACAACUGGACCAGCGUGAGAUUUGGUGAUAUCAAACAGCAGGUCCCUGACAAAGCAGGGCGCUUUCUGAAUUGGCACAUCGCCCUGGCGAGUCAGGGAUUCAAAACAGGCAGGCACCUCUGGGAAGUGGAGGUGGGGAAGAACAGCACCUGGGCCGUGGGAGUGGCAAAAAACUCUGUGCCGCGAAAGAAGGACUUCUCGCCAGAGCCUAAGUCUGGGGUCUGGGCCUUGUGGCGGUUGAAGGAGGAGUACACCACUCUGAUGUCACCUCGUACCGCCCUCCCCAUCAGAACCAAGCCCCAAAAGCUGUGUGUUUACCUGGACUAUGAAUCAGGACAGGUGUCACUGUACGAUGCCGACGAUAUGUCUCAUCUGUACACUUUCACUGAUAGAUUCACAGAGAAAGUCUAUCCCUUCCUCCUAACAGGCUGUACACGCGAUCCUUUGAAAUUCAUCCACCUACAGUUAUGAAACCAUUUAAUUAUUAGACGCCCCCCGGUCAUAUGGAGUCUGAUAAACUGCUCUGCUUCAAGGGAUAAAGAAUAUUUCAUUGAUACCAUCCUUGCAUUGUCUUUAAUGUAAAUUUCUGAAUUUCCCCCCUUUUCAAGAGUAAGAACAUUUAAUUUUGUCUUUAGAUGCUUCGAGCUGAAGCUCUGCAAAUCCAUUCCUAAAUCUCACCAGCCUUUCCGUCGUGUUCUCCUUCUUUAAAAUGCUCCUUAAAUGCUAUCAGGUUGAUCAAUGAGCUGUUAAUGGCCUAUGGAUCUUGGCUCCCUCCUAUUUUUGUGAACACAAGAAGUGUACCGAACUUCCGAAUGCAGCCACUGUUAGUGUUCAACUGAAAUGGCUCAGUUACCUGAAAGUAUAAUACAUCAUUCAUUAUAGAGUGUUGUUAUGAUUAGAAUUGUCAUGCAUUUGCUAUUUGUAUCUUUAGUAAAGAUAGAUAUUGUUAAAGUAAAAAGAUGGUGAAGAAGCUCAACACUAUCUAAGACAUAGCAGCCCACUUGAUCAAUACCCCAUCCACCACCUUAACUAUUCACUCCCUCCACCACUGACGCACAGUGGUGGCAGUGUGUACCACCUACAAGAUGUGCUGCAGUAACUCCCAUAAGCUCCUUCGACUGCACCUUCCAAAUUCAUGAUGUGUAUCAGCUAGAAGGGAUCAACUGGAAGGACAAGGGAGGCAGGCACAUGGGAAUACCAGCACCUGAAAGCUCCCCUCCAAGUCACAAACUAUUUUUCUACUAUUCAUAAAUUUUAUUCAUUAUAAAUAAUGCACAAAUAUUUUGAGGUUUUGAAUGUAAAGUAAAAAUGUUUUGGCUAGGUUCGUAUUUAAAUCUGGAUGGUAAGAAAUGAAUGGGAGGUGAAAGGACCAACAGGAUUAAUUAAAAUUUCUGAGUUCUCAGAUUUGUUUGUCCAACACGUGUCAAAGAUAUGGCACUUGUUUUAUUUACUCUUUUUUGAUUUGUUCUUGGGAUGUGAAUUGGAACUAUAUUGCCAUUCUUCCCAUAUUUGAUUGGAGUGGUUAUUACAUUAAAGGUGAGAUAAGAAUAUAA